Molecule: messenger RNA, 2394 nt
Organism: Cavenderia fasciculata
Lineage: Eukaryota; Evosea; Eumycetozoa; Acytosteliales; Cavenderiaceae
Product: WD40 repeat-containing protein
Exons: 5
Coding region: 1-2394 (797 amino acids)
Biological process (GO): maturation of LSU-rRNA from tricistronic rRNA transcript (SSU-rRNA, 5.8S rRNA, LSU-rRNA); ribosome biogenesis
Cellular component (GO): PeBoW complex; preribosome, large subunit precursor
Molecular function (GO): ribonucleoprotein complex binding; protein binding
Source: RefSeq, a predicted model, not a curated record
AUGAGUACUAGAAAACCAACAAAGUCAACAACGACAACACCAGCUGCCGUUGCUGCUACUGUUGCUCCAAUAGCCAAGAAACCACAAUUCGCAAAGAACUCAAAGAAUGUUGUAUUGGAAGAAGAACCAACUGUAGUUGUAAAGAAACCAACUACUACUACUACAGCACCAACAAAGAAUAUACUUGGUAAAAGAAGAGAACAAGAAGUAGUUGAAAAGGUUGUUGAAGAGGAAUUGUUUGAAGAUGAUAGUAGCGACGAAAUUGAAGAAGGUGACGAUGAAGAUGAUGGAUCAAUUGACGAACAAGAUGAUGAAGAUGAUGAAGAUAAUCUUACAACUGGUUCAAUCUCUACAUAUGGUGAACAAGACAGUAGUGAAGACGACGAUGAUGAAAGUGAAGAAGAAAAUAUUGAAGAUUUGGAUGACGAUGAUGGUAUCUCUGGUGAAAUCCCUUCAAAGUAUAGUAAUGAUCCAAAUCAAUUCUAUGAUGAAGAUAAUUCAUCUGAAGAUGAGUCAUUAGUAAAUAGAAUUGGUAAUGUACCAUUACAUUGGUAUGAUGAUUAUGAUCAUAUUGGUUAUGAUGUUGAUGGUAAUAAGAUUAUGAAGGGUGAACAAAAGGAUUCACUCGAUAAGUUUAUUGAUCAAUCCGAUCCAAACUUUUGGAGAACUGUUCAUGACAAGGUUAAUGGUAAACAAGUAAUUUUGACAGAUGAAGAAUUGGCAACUAUCAAAUCAAUCCAGAGACGUCAAUUCCCAGCAGGAUUUGACCCAUACAAAGAUUGGUAUGAUCCCGGACCCAACCCCGACAGCAUUCAUCCAUUGAGUGCUGCACCAACACCCAAGCGUUCGUUCUUGGGCGACAUCAACGACGAGAGAAAGAUCCGUAAGCUCACCAUAGCCAUCCGCAAGGGCUGGAUCAAGAUCCCCGACACGUCCAACGAAGAAAAGACCGACCAAGACGACGAGAUUAAGCGUACCAAGGCCUACGAUUUAUGGGCUCCCAAGACCGAGCAAGAGGUGGAGGAAGACGAAUUGCUCCAACGUACCAACCGUCGUAUCAGUCGUAUCCCUGCUCCCAAGACCAAGUUGCCCGGCAACGUCGAGUCGUUUAAUCCACCCGAAGAAUACCUACUCACUAGUCGUGAACUCAAGGCAUGGCAUAUGAUGAGUCCCGCACGUCGUCCACACAACUUUGUGCCACAAAAGUUCAACACCAUGUCUGACAUUCCAUCGUACAAUCGUUCCAUCAGAGAAAAGUUUGAGCGUUGUCUCGAUCUCUAUCUCUGUCCACGUGUCACCAACAUCAAAAAGAAGCCAACCGAUGUCAGUCACCUCUUGCCAAAGCUCCCCAAGCCACAAGAUCUCCGUCCCUUCCCAACCCACGAAGAACACCAAUUCAACGGUCACAAGGGUCGUGUACGUUCCAUCUCGGUCUCUCCCAACGGUCAAUUCUUGGUUUCAUGUGCCGAAGAUCAUACCGUCAAAAUCUGGGAAGUCAAGAGUACCAGAUGUCUCUUUACCUUGCAAUUGGAUGAUACCGUAUCUUGUGUUGCUUGGAAUCCAAACAAAUCAUUAAAUAUUAUUGCUGUUGCUUAUGAAAACAAGGUAGUUAUGAUUACACCAAAAUUAUAUGGACCAGUUCAAAAUGAAGAAACAGAAGCAAUGUUCCCCAAGACUCCAAUCCCACCUGAUCAAAAGGUUAGAUGGUAUCAAUUAAACAAAGAUAAUGGAAUUAGAGUUGAAGUUGAAUUUGAAUUUAAAAUUAAACAAAUUAGUUGGCAUUAUAAAGGUGAUUAUUUCAGUACCAUUUCACCAGAUGAUAAGAGUAAAUCUGUUCGUAUUCACCAACUUUCAAAGAGAAAAUCACAAGCUCCAUUCAAGCGCUCCAAGACCCCAUACCAAGUAUCUAAAUUCCAUCCAUCGAAACCAAUAUUUUUCAUUGCCGAUCAAAACAUUGUCAAGGUGUACGAUCUCUCGAAACAACAAUUGAUUAAAAAGGUUACCAUUGGAUCACGUUGGAUUUCAUCGCUCGACGUUCAUCCAAGUGGUGAUCACAUUUUGGUCGGUGGUUACGAUAAAAAGGUAUUCUGGUUUGAUUUGGAUAUGGCCAACGUAUACAAGGUACUCAAGUACCAUAGCAAGGCCGUCCGUCGUGUCGUCUACCAUCCAACACUCCCAUUGUUCUCAUCGUGCUCUGAUGAUCUUUCCAUUCAAAUUUUCCACGGUACCGUCUACUCUGACUACCUCCAAAACGCUCUCAUUGUACCACUUAAAGUCCUCAAGAAACACACUGCCUCUUCUGACGGUUUGGGUGUCCUCGAUAUUGUAUUCCAUCCAACUCAAGCUUGGAUUUUUAGUGCUGGUGCAGAUUCAACUAUUAGAUUAUUUGUUUAA